This is a messenger RNA of Tuber aestivum (summer truffle), 1816 nucleotides long. NCBI's taxonomy places the organism in Eukaryota, Fungi, Ascomycota, Pezizomycetes, Pezizales, Tuberaceae. The record is from the annotation of a GenBank genome assembly.
UUUCUCUAAUCAUCUACCGUACCCUCCCUCGCGCAAUCGCCUCAUCUCUCUAGGGCCGGAGAAAUACACACACAACCUUGCCAAUCCUACGUGGUUACCACGUGUGAUCCGGGAAAAAAAAUCCUGUAGCGGGGAGGUACCGGCACCUCUUCGCCCAUCUUGGCCACUUUUGGUUCUUUUGGUGGAUCGAUUGUCCUCGCUCCGUCGGCCGGAUUUUUGGGGUUCGGCGUUUCGACCAUGACAGAUAAGACCGAAGCACCGACGCUCGAAGCUCUUGUGGCAGCUAAGAAGACCACUCCAAUCCAACCUGGUAGACGGUACGUGGGCCAUAAGACUGCGGUGGAGCUCAAGAGGGCGCGGAAGGACGUCGGUGGCAUAGAGGGUAGUGCAAUCCAGUGUGAGUCGAUAUCCCUAUCAAGCUUCCUAUUAAAGAUCAUACGAGCUUAUUUUCGUUAUCGUAUUUUUUUUCCUCAUCUUUUCUUGACCCCUUGCUCACCCUUUCCCCAUCGCACCAGUAUCGUCAAGGCCACAGCGGACGGUUAGGGCAGUGAGCCAGAUACCGCCGGAAAUCCUGCAAGACAAGGACCUGAAGGAAGCCAUCACCCUCCUUCCCGAAAACUACAACUUUGAGAUCCACAAGACAAUAUGGAACAUCCGGAAGCACGGCGCAACCCGUGUGGCCCUACAGAUGCCGGAGGGCCUGUUGCUGUUCGCUUGUACGAUCGCCGACAUCAUAGAGACCUUCUGUUCUGGUGUCGAAACCGUUAUCAUGGGCGACGUUACAUACGGCGCCUGCUGCAUCGAUGAUUACACUGCGAGAGCUCUGGGCUGCGACCUGCUCGUGCACUAUGCCCAUUCCUGCCUGAUCCCCGUGGACGUUACGGAGAUCAGGACGUUAUACGUGUUUGUCACGAUAGGGAUUGAUGAAAAGCAUCUCACCGACACCCUGGUGCGGAACUUUUGCUCCGGGAAACACGUAGCACUAGUGGCCACCAUCCAGUUCAACGCAGCGAUCCACGGAGCGAGGGAAUAUUUGGAGAGAGCAGGGUUCAAAGUCACCAUUCCACAGAUAGCCCCUCUAUCAAAGGGUGAGAUUUUGGGGUGCACAUCCCCGCGGAUCCCCCCUUCAGCUUCCUCAGGAAAAGAAGGAGGGGUGGACGCCUUGGUCUACGUCGGCGAUGGCAGGUUCCACCUCGAAUCCGCCAUGAUACAGAACCCCAAACUCCCGGCAUACAGAUACGAUCCCUACAGCCGCAAGUUCACCCGGGAAACCUACAACCACCAAGAACUCCACACCCUCCGCCGAGACGCCAUUUCCACCGCCAAGCGGGCAAAGAAAUUCGGACUUAUUCUAGGGACCCUCGGCCGCCAGGGCAACCCAAACACAUUAUCAAAUCUAGAGAACAGACUAAAAGAGUUGCAAAUUCCAUACGUAAUGCUACUAUUAUCCGAGAUAUUCCCUGGUAAGCUGGGGCUCUUCGGGGACGUGGACGCUUGGGUGCAGGUGGCCUGUCCAAGACUUAGCAUCGACUGGGGAUACGCAUUCCCCAAACCUUUGCUGAGUCCGUACGAGGCCACCAUCGCGCUCGGACUUCGAGAGGAGGACUGGGAUGAGGAACGGGGGUAUCGGAUGGAUUUUUACAGCAAGGAGGGACUUGGGAGGACGAAGAAGGGGGAAAACCUGCCCGGGCUGCCCUAGGGAGGUGCCUCUGGGUGGAGAGGCCGACAGAGGGCGUUGUAUCGUAAUAAUACUCGUAUCAUAACCCGGGCUUCAAUGACAAUAUUCCACCACCGUCCACCCCACUGCUCUACUGAC